ACACAGCUGCACACAAGGCUGCUUUAUUGCCUUCGGAUGUAUAUUUGCGCAUUGGUGAGUCUCAAUGAGCCACUUGUUACCUGCUUUGGUAUCUUCAAAUCGAUCAAGUCUGACAAGUAUCAGUCGGCAUAUCCACUACGACCGAUUUGAGCGGCGUUCCACCGUCAUGCUUCCUGGCAUGGAGGGCAAAUACAUUGCUCGCGGCCAAUUCGUUGGCAAAUCAAUCGCUGUGUUCACCAGUGGUGGUGACGCGCAGGGCAUGAAUGCUGCUGUCCGGGCCGUUGUUCGGAUGGGCAUCUAUUGUGGGUGUCGGGUGUAUUUCAUCAAGGAAGGAUAUCAAGGCAUGGUAGACGGGGGGGACAACAUCAUUGAGGCCGGAUGGGCUGAUGUGUCGAACAUUAUUCAGGUGGGCGGUACAGUUAUCGGGUCUGCACGGUGCAAAGCUUUCAUGGACCGUGCUGGUCGGUUGAAAGCAGCAUUGAACCUGGUGACUCGGGGCAUCACCAAUUUGGUCGCGAUUGGCGGCGAUGGAUCCUUAACUGGAGCGAACGAGUUCCGUAUCGAAUGGCCCUCAUUGCUGGAAGAAUUGGUGAACUCAAAAUGCCUUCAACCGGAGCAAGCGCACAAAUUUCCCCGUUUGAACAUAGUCGGUCUUGUGGGUAGUAUCGAUAACGACUUUUGCGGCACGGAUAUGACUAUUGGGGCCGAUUCCGCACUUCAUCGUAUCAUCGGAGCGACUGAUGCUAUCGCCACGACCGCCGCGUCACACCGACGAUGCUUCAUAUUAGAAGUGAUGGGUCGUCAUUGUGGAUACCUUGCUUUAGUGGCCUCGAUGGCAUGUGAGGCAGACUGGGUCUUCAUACCGGAGUUGCCACCGUCUGAUGACUGGCGCGAGAAGCUAUGUGCCAAACUUCGUUCGAACAGGGAUUCCGGACAGCGAGUGGACAUUAUCAUGGUCGCGGAGGGCGCGAUUGAUCGACAGUGUAACCCCAUCACUUGUGAAGAGAUACGCAAACUUAUCGUUUCCGAACUCGGACUGGACACCAGAAUCACCGUGCUGGGCCACGUUCAGCGUGGAGGUCGACCUUCCGCAUUCGACCGGAUCCUUGGAAGCCGUAUGGGUGCCGAGGCUGUGCUGGCCCUGAUGGAUGCUGAUCGCGAUACUACCCUGCCAGCUUGUGUGAUCAGUCUGGAUGGCAAUCAGGCGGUUCGAGUCCCAUUAGUGAGAUGUGUAGAAAAGACGCGAGCAGUUGCAACGGCUCUGAAGGAGAUGAAUUUCGAUCAAGCAGUGCAACUACGUGGGCCGAGCUUCAUGGCGAAUUUGUCGACCUACUUGAAAUUGUCGAAGACUGAACGUCCGAGAAAGAGUCAAUAUAACAAUAUACGUUUGGGCCUAAUCAAUGUCGGCGCACCAGCCAGCGGUGUGAAUGCAGCCAUGCGAAGUUUUGCCCGUCUGGGAAUCACCAAAGGCUAUCAGAUAAUUGGAAUUCACGAGGGAUUUUUGGGUCUAACCAACAACUUUUUGACUGAGAUUCAAUGGACCGAUGUCCGUGGUUGGGUCGCGAUGGGCGGUUCCACACUGGGAACACGUCGUGAUAAGCCAAGUGACUUGGGGAUGGAUUUGGUGGCCUCAAAAAUAAAGGAGCACAGACUGAGCGGCCUGCUGGUCAUCGGGGGUUUCGAAGCGUACGAGUGCAUGCUCGAAUUGGCCGAAGCACGUCCUAACUACCGGGAGCUGUGCAUUCCCAUGGUCAUGAUCCCAGCCACUAUAUCGAACAAUGUACCUGGGACCGAUUUUUCUCUCGGCAGUGACACAGCUCUGAACGAAAUUACCACGGUUUUAGACAAGAUCAAACUGAGCGCGAUGGGAACCAAACGGCGCGUUUUCGUUGUCGAGACAAUGGGUGGUUACUGCGGCUACCUGGCCACCAUGAGUGGUUUGGCCGGAGGAGCCGAUGCAGCAUACAUUUACGAAGAACCGUUCACCAUUGAUGACUUGCGUCAGGAUGUGGUCCACUUGCGUGCAAAAAUAGCCGACAAUGUUCAGCGCGGAUUGGUGCUUCGAACAGAGUAUGCGAACAAGAACUACACCAGUGAAUUCAUUCACCAGCUGUACGCCGAAGAAGGGAAGGGGAUCUUCGAUUGUCGAUGCAACGUCCUGGGUCAUAUGCAACAGGGGAAUGAGCCCUCCCCAUUCGAUCGUAAUCUGGGCACCAAACUUGGGUCCAAGGCUAUCGAUUGGCUUGAUGAGAAAAUUAACGAUGGUCUUCAGAGUAACGGCACCGUCUAUUCUCCAAAUCCGGAUACUUGUACCUUGCUCGGGAUAAUUCGGCAACACGCUACCUUUAGCGGAGUCAUGGACCUGAAACUAAACACGGACUUUAAAUACCGCUUGCCAAGGGAGGAAUGGUGGCUCAAUCUACGCCCCCUGAUGCGAAUCAUGGCCAAACACGACAGUCUCUACGAAUCGGAGAGCAUAAUGGCCGGUGUGGAUAGAGUGAGAUGAACCUGCUGACGCACACACACACACCCACACAGACACACGCACCGCCGCCGACUGGCAAACGCUGCUAUUAUCCCUAGAUCUUAUUUCUGUGUACUCCAUCUAGUCUACCUUGCAACUGUCACCACUCAUCCCUAUUUUUGCCCCGGUUUGUACAACACCUCAGUCAAUUGUGCUUCAUCGAUUUCAUCCGUAGUACUCCCCUUGUCCUUUCAACGUCAUUCGCGGCGAGAAUUCCUUGACUUCCUGUACUACUACUUCUAGUCGCUAUUUUUCGUUGUAUUAUUGACCUGUAGUUACUAUUUAUAUAACUUGAUCAACCGUGGACGCUUCCUUAGAGGCAGUCACCAUACCCUAUCUGUGUUUCUCAUACUUCUUAUACCUGGGGACGAACGAGUAUUAGGCUUGACCUGAAUUCUUUUCGACCAAGUGAAGCUAUACCACUGCUGUACGAGACGUUUGUAAGUCCUGAAAUCACUUGAGUCCAGAUCGAUAAGUCAAUAUCG
Messenger RNA from Dicrocoelium dendriticum, 3009 nucleotides. The record is from the annotation of a GenBank genome assembly. Lineage: Eukaryota; Metazoa; Platyhelminthes; Trematoda; Plagiorchiida; Dicrocoeliidae.